UAGAGAUUGUAGAUAUUGUGGCUGAGAUACAGAUACGUUAGCUGAGCGCGUCCAAUACUUUAUUUACAAACGUUUAUUGCGAAGAUAAAUCCAGCAAGGAGUUUAAUAGCCACUAUCAAUAUUUGUUUAACAAAUAAGCAAUGAGAGCAACCGCACUGAUGUGAGCUAAAGCUAAAAUGUAUCCACAAGAUACACAAGCAUAGCCAUAGCCCCAGCAAGCUCAGAUGCGUAUGGCGAAUUAACACAAACGCGUUAAUACAAUUAGUUGAAAAGUGAAAAAUCUCAAUUGUGCCGGCAUAUAAAAAUACAACCAAACGACAGAAAAAAAUAAAAAAAAUAAAAAUAUACUACGCAGCGUUGUUGGCGUCGACAAAAAGCGCCACAGACUGUUUGCAACUUUACACUCGUCGGCGGUUCUCAGUCGCGAAAUGAAGCUGAGCCACUCUCAACGCGUGUGCAACACUUUCAACUAAGCAACAAAACCGCAUAAUAACAACAAAAACAACACAACAGUGAACUAAAUAUGGGCGAGUUACUCAAGGCGCUCAAUUUGACGGGCAAUUUGCUUGCCGGCCUUGACGACAACAGUCUUGAGAACAGCGCGCAGCCCGCUGACAGCACAGAGCCCAGCUUCAAUGCAAAUGCAACAGUGGCCAAUGCCACAAGCAGUGCAGAGAAGUUACAGCUGGAUGGCUUUGAUCUGCCAGGCAAUUAUUCCAUAUUGAUAAACAAAUUGGAGCAGCUGGCGCUGGGGCUGGACUCGGCGCUGGGCAACUUCACCAUUGAUCGCCAGGAGGUGGAGAUCAAUUUAAGCGGCAGCGCCACUGCCAACGAUGUAGCCGAUGUAGCUGACGAUCUGCUGUUCAACGAUGUGCUGCCGGCAGCGCAUGCAACACCGCCGCACAUUGCCCACGGCUCACAUAUCUACACCGGCGUGGAUGAGGAUUACACGCAUGUGGUUAGCGAUAUAUGGAUUGGAGUAAUACUCACGCUGCUGAUUGUAUUUAUCAUAUUCUUUAUAUGCGCCUGCUUCUUGUAUCACAAGUUUCAGCAGUGGAAAAACUCAUAUCGCGCCAAUCAUGCUGAUGCCACCAUUGAAGUCUGCCGUCACUGCCCGCCAGACUAUGAGGCAGAGUCGCUUCCAUCCUACACUAUAGUUUCAGGUCUGCCCACCUAUGAUGAUGCACUAGAAGAAUUCCGCAAGGCAGGCAUUAUACUUACACCCACUGUGGUGCCCAUUAUCAAAAUCUUUGAGAAUGUCAACAGUGAGAGCGGCGCCAAGGAACACGCCGUUGCCUACAGCCUGGUGGAGACAAUGCCCGGCAACGAUGCCAAUGCGGAGAACAUUUCGCUGAACUCCAUUAGCUGCAGCUGUGGCGGUAGCACUUCGACAGCAACAUUGCCCAGCUAUAGUGUUGCCACAGCUGCUGCUAUGGCGGCGGCCACAGGUGCGCCUCAGGUGAUUGAACUAUCGCCCGAUCACUUGGCCUCGCUAUCGCAGAAGCGUCUCUCGCUGCAGAUCUCAUUCAACAACUCGCUGCGCAAUCGCUCCCGCUCCACGCUACGUAAUCAUUUGCUGCGCUCUCGCGCCGUGGGCAACACUGCUGGUCUGGGCUUGAAUCCUGUGGACACCACUGUGACCAUUUCGGGUGGCAGUCCCACUCAGAGCAGAGACAGCCAGGUGCUGCCGCCCAUACAUCGCUCCUCCUCAACGGUGUCGUUGACCAACGAACAACAGCUGCUUGAUCAGCGUCUAAGGCACUUGCAUCAUCGCGGCUCCUUGUACUAAAGAGUCCCAGACUGGUCUAUAGAUGCGCCUUAAUAUAAUUGUUAACUGAACAUACUUCAAUUACUUCACACUGUUAGUUAUAAGCGAUCAGAAAUAAAAACAUAUGUUUAUCUACUGUUGAA
Drosophila busckii is the source of this 1911-nucleotide messenger RNA. It is a transcript of the gene comm3, whose product is annotated as comm3. The record is from RefSeq and is a predicted model, not a curated record. The transcript is spliced from 2 exons. Gene Ontology annotation, biological process: axon guidance. The coding region runs from base 524 to 1789 and encodes 421 amino acids. Lineage: Eukaryota; Metazoa; Arthropoda; Insecta; Diptera; Drosophilidae.